Messenger RNA from Penicillium soppii, 438 nucleotides. RefSeq lists its product as uncharacterized. Bases 1 to 438 code for a protein of 145 amino acids. NCBI's taxonomy places the organism in Eukaryota, Fungi, Ascomycota, Eurotiomycetes, Eurotiales, Aspergillaceae. The transcript has a single exon. The record is from RefSeq and is a predicted model, not a curated record.
AUGUUCGCAAAUAUUCAGGCUACAAAAGAAGUUCCAGCAGACCAAACUAGACCGAACUUCAACGCCUGUUGUCUUCGGCUUAAACAUUCAAAAGCACUGAGUACAUCUCUCGCGAUCAACUUUGGGAAAAAGACAGCCAAGCUAGCUAUCAACCCAUUUGACACGGAAAGUCCAGAGGUGGUAUAUUUCAAGAAUGGACGUGCAAGCAAAGAGGUAUCUGUUGAUGAGCCUGAUGAAUAUGAAUAUGAAGACUUGGAAUUCUCUUUCACACGACUCGAUGUAUUCGAGGUCUUAGGAUCUGGUCGUCAUGAGCGUAGUGGAGGUAAUCUCUUCAAGGUCGCAGAAUCCAUAUUUGCGCCCUACUGGCCGGACGCAUCGGGGCCUAGGAUCACGGGACAGGAACUGAAGCAGAGGAUACAGGGAUUUGGGUCUAACUAG